This is a messenger RNA of Xiphias gladius (swordfish), 1332 nucleotides long. It is a transcript of the gene alkal1, whose product is annotated as ALK and LTK ligand 1. Gene Ontology annotation, molecular function: receptor signaling protein tyrosine kinase activator activity; receptor tyrosine kinase binding. The coding region runs from base 629 to 1102 and encodes 157 amino acids. The record is from RefSeq and is a predicted model, not a curated record. Gene Ontology annotation, biological process: positive regulation of ERK5 cascade; positive regulation of ERK1 and ERK2 cascade. The transcript is spliced from 6 exons. NCBI's taxonomy places the organism in Eukaryota, Metazoa, Chordata, Actinopteri, Istiophoriformes, Xiphiidae.
UUGACAUUGGUGAACAAAAACAUCGACACGCUGACAGUCCAGCUAGAAGCUCAAAGGCCCACCUAUUCCUCUCUUCUCUGCAUCCAACAUCCAACAAGUUGCUCCAUUUGGAAAACUACUUUCUUGCGCGCUCCCACGCCGCAGUCUUUGUCGUUUUUUGUUUUGUUUUUUGUUUCUCUCUCUUUUCAAUGGGAAUUUCAGUCGGACUCUUUCUUGCACGAUAAACCACUACUCUGUCUGGUCAAGGGGUGGUUUUCACAUGGAGUUUAAUAGUCCAGUAAAACUACAACUAGUGAUGUUUUGGUGCGUAAAGGAGGGGCGCAUGCCAAAGUGAGCGUAUGCCCCUGGAAGAAAUUGGACCAAAGAUGUCAACAUUGCUUUACCACCCACUCGAAAUCGAUUGUAUUACCUUCAAGAAGGUGGCUCCUCGUAUAAAUAGGGACGCAUUAUUUCAAGAAAGACGGUGGUGAGCACAAUCUGCUGGCUGUUCUCUCUCUCUCUCUCUCUCUCUCUCUCUCUCUCUUUCCUAUCGGGGACCACAGACAACGCCUGGAGGAAUUUGCUGAAGACAACUGUGUCCACUCUCCAGGACAUAAGCAUCUUUACCGCCGAAACUAACAGUGAAGUCAUGCAGGUGGAGAGGAAAUGGCACAUACUGUUGACUAUCUUCUUUCUGCUCAUCACCUCGGGCCAGUGCAUGGACAGCAAGGAGGUCAAGCAGAAAGAAAGAAGGACCCUGUUGGAUCUAAUCUUACAGGUUAUCAGAGACAGCCAGCUACGGGACAAACCCGCUUCCAGGCGCUGUAGCAGUGGACUCUUCACAUCAGCCCAAGACAUGAAGUUCUCCUCCCCUGAAAAGCCUUUCUAUGUUCCAAGGCUGGAUAACAGUAGACUCAUAGAAAUUGUUCCUAGAGAUGUAAACAUGAAAGGCAAAUUCAUUAAGCAUUUCACAGCAGGACCAGUCAAGUUCUCAUCGGAGUGCAGAACACACUUUCAUAGACUUUAUCACAACACAAGGGAUUGCUCAAGACCAGCAUAUUACAAAAGAUGUGCAAGAUUGCUAACACGAUUAGCAAUGAGUCCACUCUGCAUGCAAUCGUAGAUAUUGCAUGUUCCAAAAUAAUGCACGAGGGAUCAAUGUGUUGCCAAGGAAGUGCCUUCAAAUCCACAGCAGUCAUAUGAACAUUGUUGUGUUUAUAGUGUUUCUAUUUUUGUUGUUCUUGUCAUUAUUGAUAAUGUUGAUGGACAUUACUGGUUGUUUUUGAAUGGAAUGCUUUUUAUUUUAAUGUACCAGUAUGUACCAUAUAUUUGUAAGAAAACAUUAAUUUAAUA